AUGAGUAAUGGAGCGGGAGUCACGCAGCGGGAGCUGGGAGCUGGGAAGCCGCAGCUCAAGGCUCAGCAUGACUACAAGGGCUUCGUGGCCGGGGUCUUCUCAGGCAUCGCGAAGCUGACAGUUGGCCAUCCAUUCGAUACCAUCAAGGUCCGGCUGCAGACGACCAAGAGCUCGCAGUUUACGGGCCCGCUUGACUGCUUGCUGCAGACGGUGCGAAAUGAAGGAGUUACAGCGCUGUACAAGGGAGCUACGCCGCCGCUGAUGGGCUGGAUGGUCAUGGACUCGGUUAUGCUGGGCUCGCUGACACUGUACCGACGGCUUCUGUUCGAGCAUGUCUUUGCCAACGGAGAGCUACUAGAUGCCCUGCCGUUCGUCAGCGCCACGGUGCCUGACAAGCUGUCAACGUUCGGUCAUGGUGUCGCAGGCAUCCUGGCCGGGUCAACGGUCAGCUUCGUCGCGGCGCCGGUAGAGCAUGUCAAGGCCCGGCUGCAGAUACAGUAUGCUGCUGACAAGAGGCAGCGACUAUACCAGGGCCCCAUCGACUGUUCUCGCAAAAUACGCUUUCAAGAAGUACACGGAUCUCUCUGCGCCAGCCAUCAACUUCUGGGCCGGCGGAUAGCUGCUCAGGUCUUCUGGCUGACCUCCUACCCUUCCGACGUCGUCAAGCAGCGCAUCAUGACUGACCCGCUGGGAGGCUCGCUGGGUGACGGCGAGCGCAAGUUUCGACGCUGGAGAGACGCCGCCGUCGCCGUGGGCAGGGAAGGCGGGUGGCGAGCGUACUGGCGAGGCUUUCUGCCUUGUUUUCUGCGAGCUUUCCCAGCUAACGCGAUGGCCAUUGUUGCCUUUGAGGGUGUCAUGAGAGCUCUUCCGUGA
Molecule: messenger RNA, 873 nt
Organism: Nannizzia gypsea CBS 118893
Lineage: Eukaryota; Fungi; Ascomycota; Eurotiomycetes; Onygenales; Arthrodermataceae
Product: mitochondrial carrier protein
Exons: 5
Coding region: 1-873 (290 amino acids)
Biological process (GO): transport
Molecular function (GO): transmembrane transporter activity
Source: RefSeq, a predicted model, not a curated record